GCUGCACAGCCAUGGCCCGUACCAAGCAGACCGCGCGUAAGUCGACAGGCGGGAAGGCGCCCCGCAAGCAGUUGGCCACCAAGGCGGCCCGCAAGAGCGCGCCGGCCACGGGCGGCGUGAAGAAGCCGCACCGGUACCGUCCCGGCACGGUGGCGCUGCGCGAGAUCCGGCGGUACCAGAAGUCGACGGAGCUGCUGAUCCGCAAGCUGCCGUUCCAGCGGCUGGUGCGGGAGAUCGCGCAGGACUUCAAGACGGACCUGCGGUUCCAGAGCUCUGCGGUGAUGGCGCUGCAGGAGGCGAGCGAGGCCUACCUGGUGGGGCUCUUCGAGGACACCAACCUGUGCGCCAUCCACGCCAAGCGCGUCACCAUCAUGCCCAAGGACAUCCAGCUGGCCCGGCGCAUCCGCGGCGAGCGCGCCUGAGUCCCCUUCCGCAGCCCUUCCGUGUUUCGGACCAAUCACCGAGGCAGCCCAAACAGACCCAAAGGCUCUUUUAAGAGCCACUACAAAUCCAAUUAAAAGAGCUGUGUCACUGUGUUCAGCGGGCGCACUUUAAAAUUAAUAGCGUCUUCAGUUUUUCUCAGACUCCUGAAUUUGCUUUUUUGGCUUUCCCCCAGCCCCCUUGCUUUGUCUAUUAAUUCCUUAUUUUGCUCGGUUGCCUACGUCCCACAAUACUGAAUUUCCUGCUCUAUAUUUCACCGGAGUGCUACGUAAAUGCUGGAGGAGGAAGUAACAAUCACUUUAAUAACUGGGCACCGAGGAGAGGCAAAAUUGGAAAACGGGGAGUGUGAUGAAAAUUAGUUUUAAGGACACUGAGCAGAAAACAUUGGGUAGAAUGAAUCGGGUAGAAUCGGGUGGAGUUUUAUACAUCGCUGUGACUGCUCUGGUGGG
Molecule: messenger RNA, 890 nt
Organism: Calypte anna (Anna's hummingbird)
Lineage: Eukaryota; Metazoa; Chordata; Aves; Apodiformes; Trochilidae
Product: histone H3
Exons: 1
Coding region: 12-422 (136 amino acids)
Cellular component (GO): nucleosome
Molecular function (GO): protein heterodimerization activity; DNA binding; structural constituent of chromatin
Source: RefSeq, a predicted model, not a curated record